AAACCCAAGAAGCAGCAGCGACCAUCGUCCUAUAUAAGCCGCUCGGCCCACCAUCUCCCAGUCUGGGUUUAUCCGUCAGCUAAUCCGCAAGAAUGUUUAUUAAAAUUGUUUUAUUUGCGGCGCUGCUGGCGCUGUGUUGCGCCGUCGAAUUCCAAAUUCUGAACAGAGAAAUCGGCGAUAUUUGGGUCGGAAUCCAGGGCAAUCCCGGACACGCUCAUCUGAAUAGUGGCGGCUUCGUCCUGCGCCCGGGACAGAGGGUCUCAGUACACUCCUCUGCCAAUUGGGCCGGUCGCUUCUGGGCCAGGACCUGGUGCAACCCCAACACCAGACACUGCGACACCGGGGAUUGUGGGAACAAGUUGGAGUGCAACGGAGCAGGCGGGGUGCCUCCGGCGUCGCUGGCGGAAAUCACCCUCAAAGGGCACGGAGGGCUCGACUACUACGACGUUUCGCUCGUGGAUGGGUUCAACAUCAUGGUCGCCAUCGAACCUCUAGGUGCUAGAGGUGACGGAAGUCGCUACAGCUGCACGAAAUCUGCUUGUCAAGUUCGACUCAACGAUGUCUGUCCUGAUAGGUUGAAAGUCAGGAAUUCUCAGGCCGUUAUUGCUUGUAAUUCCGCUUGUAAUGCUUUUAAUACUGAUCAGUAUUGUUGUCGUGGGGCUUAUGGUACUCCCGAGACGUGCAAGUCUUCGACGUGGCCUGAGAAUUACCCCAAGUUCUUCAAGGAUCGGUGUCCGGAUGCCUACAGCUACGCGUAUGACGAUCACAAGAGUACUUUUACUUGUAAAGCUAAUGCUUAUUUGGUCACGUUUGGAGGUUAAAUGAAAUAGACUGGAUGUUUUCUUGCUUGUAGAAACGUACUGAAUACUUUUGUAUUUUUUUUACGAAGUUUCAAUAUAUAGAUUAAUAGCAAA
Messenger RNA from Zophobas morio, 914 nucleotides. RefSeq lists its product as uncharacterized. The transcript is spliced from 3 exons. The record is from RefSeq and is a predicted model, not a curated record. Bases 93 to 821 code for a protein of 242 amino acids. NCBI's taxonomy places the organism in Eukaryota, Metazoa, Arthropoda, Insecta, Coleoptera, Tenebrionidae.